Messenger RNA from Candida dubliniensis CD36, 3297 nucleotides. RefSeq lists its product as uncharacterized. The record is from RefSeq and is a predicted model, not a curated record. Lineage: Eukaryota; Fungi; Ascomycota; Pichiomycetes; Serinales; Debaryomycetaceae. The coding region runs from base 1 to 3297 and encodes 1098 amino acids. Gene Ontology annotation, molecular function: protein binding. Gene Ontology annotation, biological process: positive regulation of TOR signaling. The transcript has a single exon.
AUGUCACAACCAAACUCUCAGGGACAAAGCAAUCUAGCAAAGUUUGCAUUUAAUAUAUAUGGAACUUUAAGUACGAAUAGCAGCACUCCCCAAUCUCAUGAAAUUUCGCCGUCUUCAUCUUUAGGUUCAUCGAGAUCCAACAAACAAACUAAUCAAUACAGUUCCCAAGAAACCAACAAUAAUAGACUAAGUUAUUAUUGUGAAAAGGAAAUAAUGUCGUUGUCUCAAUUGAACUAUCCACUACUGAUAGGGGGCUACAAUGGAGACUUGCAACAUCAUGUUGUAAUUGGUGGAAAAAACUAUCUUCGACUAUUGUGUGUUUCUGAAACUCAACAAAGAAUAAUUAGUGAUAUUAAUUUGCUAGAGUCUAAAUCAAUUUAUAACUCCCGUGCAACAAACAAGUUGAUAAACGUAAACACGAUAAAGACAUAUGCUGACACUAUAGCAGCUGGAUUAUCAAAUGGGGUAGUUUUGAUCUAUCGAGUAUCGCCAAAUGGACAAAGCAAGGUGGUUGGCAAGUAUUCCGACCAUAGUAGAACUAUAAAUUCCUUGGAUUUUAUUGACUCAGAAAAUCAAUUGCUAUCUGGAUCGCAAGAUGGAACAAUAAAAUUGUGGGAUUUGAGAAGCUCUUCUACAAAACCAGUCAUGACAAUACAAGCAAAUUUACAUUCUGAUCCGAUAAGAGCGUGUCAGUAUUCUCGGCAUUCAGCUGUCAGGAACAAAAUUUGUGUGCUAUCAGUUCACGAUUCAGGUGCAUUGUGCAAGUUUGAUUUGAGAACCAAGAAUGGAGGGAAGGUGUAUAGCCCUGAGAAAAAAUGGAAUUUGCAUACUGGGCCAGUGUUGUCUUUACAUAUUCACCCGGAAAAAGAAUAUGUGGUUACCGGCGGAAGAGAUAAAAGAAUUUCAGUAUUCAAUUAUGGUGAUGGACAGUCAAGGAACACCCCUGAUAGCUUGAUUAACACGUAUGGUCCCGUUGUAAAGGUCAGAUGGAGUACCUAUGCAAAUACAAAAGAAAUUGUAGAAGAGUUUGAAGAAAACCAACAACCAAAUCCAAAUCCAUUGUAUAAUUAUGAUAUUGCAUGUCUGUAUUUAAACGACGAUCCUACCAUUGCCAUUUACAAUUUAGGAAGAAAAUUUAUUCCAAAGCAGAUUAUCCAUUCCAAGAAGCCUGUACAGAAUUUUAUUUGGGCGCAGAAUAAUAGUAAAUCCCGAAAAAUCUGGACAUUAUCAAAACCAAAUAGUUUUAAUUCCUACAACCUUUAUGGAUUAGAUGAUUCUGACGUUAGUCGGCCAAUAGAGGAUUUGAGUAAUGUUGCAAUGACAUGGGAUAACAACAAUGAUUUUUGUGCAGUGAGUCAAGCAAGGUAUGACUACGAUCUAGAGUCUUUUGGGAAUGCGAUUAAUGAAACUUAUGAGGAUAAUUACGAUACAGAGAGGAACUGUAGUCUCGACAAUGAGGAGUUCGUACAUAGUCAAGCAAACUCCCUCACGGCAUCGCCCAUUGAAAAACCACAGUUGACAAGAUCUAUGACAUAUAACCCCGUGCAGCUGUUUUCAACUUUCUCUCCAGCUCCUGUAGCUAGAACUGCGACUGGGUUUUUACAGAACGAACCGGUUACUCCAUCAUCAUCAUCAUCUAUUCCAAAUAUGCAUCUUUCGUCGUCAAGACCUAAGUUGACUCGCAACACAUCCCAAACAACACAAGACUCGUCUUCUUCUCAAUUGUCUUCAGUUAUACCACCUCCAUCUUCUUCGCAGACUUAUUCGAGUCCGCAGUACAAAAGGAAUCAAUCAUCUCGCUGCUUGAAUACCCCAGCUUAUGUGAUACCAGUAUCAAUUCCAGUUCCAUCAAAUGAUGAAUACGUUUUCCAGAAAUUGUCAAGUGAGUCAUUAGUGAACAUUCCAGAUGGCUUUACUUUGGUAGAUGUGUGUUUAAUAAACGCAUCUGUUGCUGCCAGUGUUAACAACAAUAGAACUAGUCAAGUUUGGAAGCUCUUGGCGGUUAGCAUACAAGAGGAAUUCGAGUCAGGAAGUAAACUAAGAAGAAUACUUGGGCCUGAAACAGAAACCGUGAGUAAGAUACCUCAAGAAGUACAUGAGAGUUUGGCAAAAACCAAUGAGGCAUUGUCAUCAGAUAUUGCCAAAAGUAAUUCUGUUCUGUCGGUCUUGGGCAAUUUUGUUGAAUCGUUCAAAUCCACAUCAACUCUGGGUUCACAGUUUGGCAAACAAAAUGACAAGGAUGACAGAAAAUUACAAAACAAGAAUAGUUCUGGUAACCUUAUGGAUAUGAUUAAUAAGGCCAGUAGAAACAGCAGCUUUUCAACUACUAGUUUUAGAUUAAAAGAACAGGAGCGCAGGGAGCAUGAACUUCGAAAUACCCAAAACUUUAGGGAUGAAAAUGAAAAAGUCAGUACGCACUCUAAAUCUGCUCCAAUUCUGAUCAGUUCCCACCCAGAAGAUUUAGAUGAUGAGAAUAUGAGUGCCACAAACUCUGCUGGCUUAAAGUCGAGUCCACCUUCUGUAGGAGUGUCCAUCCCAUCAACAAGGACAUUUUCAAGCUCGUUGGCUUCGUCUCCGAAAUCAAUAAGAAUAAUGAAUGGGGUUAACCUGAACGUUGCCAGAAGCCAGCCGUCUCCACCAGUACAGACUUGGUUGAAACAAAGGAAUUUUGAUGUGUCCAAUGGGGUGACAAUGAUGGGUACUUCAGGGUUAUCUUUAGCAUUGAAACGAAAUAAGACCAACGAGGAAGGUUGUGAGUUUGUCAAAGUUUGGAAGUUCAAAAGCUUGUUGAGAAAAUCUUUAGAUUAUGCAGCCCUUCAAGGUGACAUUAUUUUUUGCUCGACGGUGGCACUAUUGUUUUAUGAUAUUGUUCCUGACGUAAUAUCACAAUUUGAAUGCUUGGAAUGGCUCAGUAUUUACAUUGAGAUCUUGCAAAGGAAAAGAUUAUUUGUUAAUGCUAUAAAUGUGAUAAAAUGUGCUACAGCAGAUAUACAGGAGAAAUUACAAAAGCUAUAUUGCCUGGAUUUGAGUUUGCGGUUUUAUUGCUCCAGGUGUCAGGCAUUAUUAGUCAAUGAUAAAUCCAAGUUUUCCGGCAAAGGUGAAUUUGGGUACUGGUAUUGUGAUGAGUGUAGCAGGUUACAACUGCAAUGUGUAUAUUGUAAUGAGCCAUGCAAAGGUUUAGCGGUUACUGUAGGGUUGAAGUGUGGACAUCAAGGUCAUUUUGGAUGUCUAAAAGAAUGGUUUAUUGAAGACCAAAACACAGAAUGUCCUGGUGGCUGUGACUACCAGGUAAUAUAA